GACGACUCACACUGACAGCAAACACUCUGAAUGUUCUAAGAAGAAGACGGGUACAAAACGUUUUAACUGCUCAGUUUGUGAUAAAAGAUUUUCUUAUAAGAGUUAUUUGACUCGACACAUGAGAACACACACAGGAGAAAAACCUUUUAGUUGCUCAGACUGUGGUAAAAGCUUUACUCAAAAGGUACAACUGGUAUCACACAUGAGAACACACACAGGAGAAAAACCUUUUACCUGCUCAGACUGUGGUAAAAGCUUCACUCUGAAAGUAAGUAUGUUAAAACACAUGAGAACACAUACGGGAGAAAAACAUUUUAUUUGCUCAGACUGUGGUAAAAGCUUCAGUCAUAAAGAAGAUGUGAGAAAACACAUGAGAACACACACAGGAGAAAAACCUUUUACCUGCUCAGACUGCGGUAAAAGCUUCACUCUGAAAGUAAAUAUGGUAACACACAUGAGAACACAUACAGGAGAAAAACCUUAUAGUUGCUCAGACUGUGGUAAAAGCUUCACUCAAAAGGUAAGUAUGUUAUCACACAUGAGAACACACACAGUAGAAAAACCUUUUAGUUGCUCAGUCUGUGGUAAAAGCUUCAAUCACAAGUUAAGUAUGGGUGAACACAUGAGAACACACACAGGCGAACAAUGUUUUAGUUGCUCAGACUGUGGUAAAAGCUUCACUAAGAAGUCGAAUGUAGUAGAACACAUGAGAACGCACACAGGAGAAAAACCCUUUGCCUGCUCAGACUGCGGUAAAAGCUUCACUAAAAAGUCAAGUAUCGUAUCACACAUGAGAACGCAUUCAGGAGAAAAACCUUUUACCUGCUCAGACUGCGGUAAAAGCUUCACACAGAAAUCACAUGUAGUAAAACACAUGAGAACACACACGGGAGAAAAACCUUUUAGUUGCUCAGACUGUGGUAAACGUUUCAAACACAAAGUAGAUGUGUUAAAACACAUGAGAACACACACAGGCAGACGAUUUAGUUGCACAAAUUGUGGUGAUACAUUUAGUCGAAAGUCCUCUCUGAAAAGACUCAUGUAGAGCCACUGAUGGUCUACUGUAGUUAAAGGUAUUUUAUUUGACUGUAUGCCCUAAUUGCUAAAGGCGGUAACUGAUGAAGUCACUUCCCGUUCAGUUAUGUCCAGGUUCGAUCCGGAAAGUACUGAUUUGAUUCCUUUUACUGACUUGAUUAUGAUUCACUCAUUGAAGUGAAUUGGGUACUCAAGUUACAGACCGCGUGGUUUGAUUUGAUUUUGCUGUAACGAUUGUAUGUAAUGAAAAGAAAUAAUUAUAUCAACAUAUAAACUCCUGAUGGAAAUCUCAGGACCAGUGUAAAAAUGGCUAGAAUUUGCAUUUUGCUCAUUUGGAUCUUAAUGAGGUUUUAAGUAGAGCUACAAUAUGCAAAAACAAGAAGGGGGGGUGAGACAACAAGCACUUUGAAAAAGUCAUUUAUUGAAAACAACAAAUAAACUGAAAUAGGCUGUUUAUCAGCUGAUCAAAAGUUUAAGACCACAGACUAUAAAAGGCCAAAUGUGCUCCAAAUGUCCCCACUGUCAGGCCCUCCUGAUGCUGAAGCUAAGAAGCUUUCUCUUUUCCAACGUGGUGGGAUUGUGGAGCUGCAUAAGCAAGGCCUCUCGCAGCGUGCCAUGGCUGCUGAGGUUGGGAGCAGGAAAUCAGUCAUUCUAAGUUUUUGUAAAGAUCCUGAGCAUCAUGGAACAAAAAAAUCAAGUGGUAGACCCAAAAACAUCACACCUGCACUGAGCCGGAGGAUCCGAUUGGCUGUCCAUCAAGACACAGGGCGGUCUUCCACCCACAUGAAGGUCCUCACUGGUGCCGACUGCAGCGCAAUAACCAUCAGACGCCAUCUGUGGGAAAAGGCUUUAAAAAACAAAAGACAAAUUCAAAGACCUCAUCUCCUUUUUAGACUUUGCCAGGGAGCAUCAAACACGGGACAUUGAAAGGUGGAACAAAGUUUUAUUCUCUGAUGAGAUAAAAUGGAACCUUGACGGUCCAGAUGGCUUCCAGCGUUACUGGCAUGACAAGGAGAUCCCACCUGAGAUGUUUUCUACCUGCACAGUGGAGGGGGGUCCAUCAUGGUCUGGGGUGCUUUUUCAUUCAGUGGAACACCGGAGCUUCAGGUGGUGCAGGGUCGUCAAACGGCGGAAAACUUACGUGCAGAUGUUGGGACGGGCAUCCCUCAUGACCGAGGGCCCUCGUCUGUGUGGUACCAGCUGGGUUCUUCAACAGGACAACGCUGCAGGUCACAAUGCUGGCUUGACCAAGGACUUCUUCAGGGAGAAUAGCAUCACUCUUUUGGACCAUCCUGCAUGUUAAAUCCCAUAGAGAACAUUUGGGGAUGGAUGGCAAGGGAAGUUUAUAAAAAUGGCCAUCAGUUCCAGACAGUUGAUGCCCCUGGUGAAGCCAUCUUCAGCACUUGGAGCAAUGUUCCCACUAGCCUCCUGGAAACACUGGCAUCAAGAAUGCCCAAAGCCAUUUUUGACGUGAUGAACAAGAACGGUGGAGCUCCUCAUUACUGAGUCCUACUGACAACAUUUGUUGUUCUGGUUUGGAGAGUUUUUUGUUAUUUUUGAGCGAUGGUCUUGAACUUGGGCCGCACGGUGGUUAGCAUGUUGGCCAACACAGUAACAGCCUGGAGAUCGGGAAGACCUGGGUUUGAUUCUCCCUUGGGCAUUUCUGUGUGGAGUUUGCAUGUUCUCCCCGUGUGUGUGUGGGGGUUUUCUCCGGGUACUCCGGUUUCCUCCCACAUUCCAAAAACAUGCAUGUUAGCUUCAUUGGGACCCUAAAUUGUCCAUAGGUAUGAAUGUGAGUGUGAAUGGUUGUUUGUCUAUAUGUGCCCUGCCAUUGGCUGGCCACCAGUCCAGGGUGUACCCUGUUUAUUCAUCAUAAAGUAUAUGAAAUGUUUGGAUUUGUAAGAUGUGUAAAAGAUUGCAUGUGUGUAAUGUAAAGUAAGUUUAUCAUUACUGUAACAGUAUAUAACCUUUACCCAACCUCAUUUCCCAAAAAUUGCAACUUUGUCUUUUUCCUUCUCAUUUAAAAAAAAUUAAAUACAUAUUUUUGUCUAAUAUUUCAACUUGAUGCUUUUUUCCCUCUUAAUGUUAUUACUUUACUCUGUUGAUAUUUCAUCUUUAUUCUUUUCAAAUUACUGCUCUUUUGUCCCAUUUCUUCUGAUUAUUCAGAUUCUUUUUUUAAACCAUAUUUUUAGAAUGUGCCCAGGGCCAAUAAAUAAAAAAAAUGUGGUCCAUAAAUGGCCCCCGAGCCACACUUUGGACGCAUUUGCAUUACACUUUUUUUUGCUCAUUUUUACAAAUGUAAAUCAUGAAUCUUUUUUUGUCACAAUAUGAC
This is a messenger RNA of Dunckerocampus dactyliophorus (ringed pipefish), 3367 nucleotides long. Its product is annotated as oocyte zinc finger protein XlCOF6-like. NCBI's taxonomy places the organism in Eukaryota, Metazoa, Chordata, Actinopteri, Syngnathiformes, Syngnathidae. The record is from RefSeq and is a predicted model, not a curated record. Gene Ontology annotation, biological process: regulation of transcription by RNA polymerase II. Gene Ontology annotation, molecular function: RNA polymerase II cis-regulatory region sequence-specific DNA binding; DNA-binding transcription factor activity, RNA polymerase II-specific.